This is a messenger RNA of Dentiscutata erythropus, 438 nucleotides long. The record is from the annotation of a GenBank genome assembly. Lineage: Eukaryota; Fungi; Glomeromycota; Glomeromycetes; Diversisporales; Gigasporaceae.
AUGUCUUCAAUUGUUAUUCAAAAUAAGAGAAAGGAUUCCAUCCCUGUUGAAAAUAUCGAAGAAAAUGAACAAACAAAUAAAAAACAAAAAAAUAAUAAUAAAACAAUCGAAGCUUAUAUUGAGAUGAAACCUUUUAAACUUUCAAGUGAAGUUGAUAGAUAUGCGUAUGAAACAGCAUUUCCAGAAGCUAAAGAGAGAUUAAAUUUUAUGAGAAAUUUAUUAACAUAUUAUACAGCACAUGUUAAUAAACUUGAUAAUAUUGAAAAUUUAAUGCUAAAAAAGAGAAAACAUCAUCUUUAUUUUAAAGGAAAAGCUUUUAAAGAAAAGACUUUAAAGGGUCCUCAAGUUGGAGCUACAAUAGCUAUACAAAAUUUAAAGAAAUCUAUUAAAGAGCUAGAAAAUGAAUUAGAUUCGUAUUAUGUAUCAGAUAAUAAAUAA